Molecule: messenger RNA, 7497 nt
Organism: Salarias fasciatus (jewelled blenny)
Lineage: Eukaryota; Metazoa; Chordata; Actinopteri; Blenniiformes; Blenniidae
Gene: rims2a
Product: regulating synaptic membrane exocytosis 2a
Exons: 35
Coding region: 266-5290 (1674 amino acids)
Biological process (GO): positive regulation of synaptic transmission; regulation of synaptic plasticity; regulation of membrane potential
Cellular component (GO): presynaptic membrane; cytoskeleton of presynaptic active zone
Molecular function (GO): transmembrane transporter binding; small GTPase binding
Source: RefSeq, a predicted model, not a curated record
CUCUCUCUCUCCCUCUCUCUCUCUCUCUCUCUCAUUGCAUCCAUUUUUGUGCAUUUAAGAAAUCUCCAAGAAUUACCAUCCUGGAGGAAGGCGAGCUGCCCACAGUGACAGAGGAGGGUUAAGGACUCCGAAAAGGAAAACAAACAAGGACGGAGCGGGCAUCUUUUUAUUCCCAACAUGCGCGUAAAACCGCUUUAAAGGAUGGCAGCGAUGGGUUAGACAGGAUUUACCAUGACUGCGAAAUAAAAGCCACUGUGUGUAAAAGAUGUCUGCUCCACACGGGCCCCGGGGCGGCCCCGGCCCUGCCGCCGCCGCCUCCGCCGCCGCCGCUGCUCCCUCAGCGGCCGGCGCCAUGCCGGAGAUGCCGGACCUCAGCCACCUCACCGAGGAGGAGAGGAAGAUCAUCCUCGGCGUCAUGGACCGACAGAAGAAGGAGGAGGCGAAGGAACAGUCGAUGUUAAAGAUCAAAGAAGAACCAAAGCCUCAGCCGGCACAGUGGUUUCCCUUUAGUGGGAUCACUGAGCUGGUAAAUAAUGUUCUUCAGCCCCAGCAAAAGUCCCAAAAUGACAAGGAGCCAGAGCCAGAGCCGAAGUUGCACCAGCAGUUUGAGUCGUAUAAGGACCAGGUCAAGAAGAUGGGCGAUGAGACUAAGCAGGCUCAGGACCAGAAGAGCGAAGCCCCAAUCUGCGGGAUAUGCCACAAAACCAAGUUUGCCGAUGGCUGUGGCCACCUCUGUUCAUAUUGCCAAACGAAAUUCUGUGCUCGGUGCGGAGGACGAGUGUCUCUGCGGUCAAAUAAGGAGGACAAAGUGGUUAUGUGGGUAUGCAACUUGUGCCGAAAACAACAAGAAAUCCUCACCAAAUCGGGGGCGUGGUUCUACGGCUCGGGGCCCGGUCAGGUGCGAGGCGUGUUUGAGGGGGGGCCGCAGGGAAAGAAGGCCAAACUCCAGGACCCGUCCCUCUACCCCUACCAGGGAGCCUCGGGAAACUCCGACAGAAGCAGACCUCACGGCGGGCUCCUGCCCAGACAGGCGUCCCUUGACAACGGUUCGGGGUUCAGGUACUCGGGACACGGCGACGCGCCCAUAGACAGGAAACGAAGCCCAUCUGCAUCCAGGGAUCCAAACCAAAAAUACGACCAAAGGGAGGGUGGUGAUCACUCGCAGUAUGCCCCGACGGACGGCGGCAUGCCCAGAUCACCGUCCGACUACGGAGAUGGGGACCCUCGGCGGGCUCCGCGGGGCCCACACAUGUACCAUGAUGUGGAUGCGGCGCGGAUGGGCUACCGGGACCGGCGGGGCCCCGGACGCUGGCACUCCCAGGAAUACCCGCUCGACCAGGAGCUAGACGGCCCGCCCAGUGAGUAUGACCUCCAGCGUCAGCGCCAGGAGGAGUUCCAGGCGCGCUACCGCAGCGAUCCCAACCUGGCGCGCUACCCGGUGAAGCCGCAGCCCUACGAGGAGCAGAUGAGGAUGCACGCCGAGGUGGGCCGGCUGCGACACGAGCGCCGCCACAGCGACGUCUCCCUGGCGUACACGGAGCAGGACGACCCCGGCCCCGUCCGGCUGUCCCGUCAGCACCUCACCGAGCGCCGGCCGCCGAUGGUGGGACGGCGCUCCUACUCCGUCGACCGGUCCUCCCCAGGGCCCAUGGGCCCCGGCCUCGGAGGCCACAGAACCUCCAACCACAGCCCCCCGACGCCGCACCGCAGUCCCGUGUUGGGCGACCGGUCAGGGGACCUGCGGCGGGGGGACAUGGGCGUCGGCGGGGAUCCCAUGAGGAGGCAGCAGCACCACUUGGAUCCUAGUUCGGCCGUCCGCAAGACCAAGAGGGAGAAGAUGGAGACCAUGUUGAGGAACGACUCUCUCAGCUCCGACCAGUCGGAGUCGGUGCGCCCGCCACCCCCCAAACCCCACAAAACCAAAAAGGGAGGGAAGAUGCGGCAGGUGUCACUGAGCAGCUCGGAGGAGGAGCUGGCCACCACUCCGGAGUACACCAGCUGUGAGGAUGUGGAGAUAGAGAGUGAGUCAGUCAGUGAGAAAGGGGACAGUCAAAGGGGAAAAAGAAAAACUAUUGAGCAGGCAUUUAUGUCUGAGCCGACACACACCUUAUCUGAGAGGCAAAAGAAAAUGGUGCGCUUUGGGGGACACUCAUUUGAAGAGGACUUGGCAUGGUGUGAACCGCAGGUUAAAGACUCGGGAGUUGAUACGUGCAGUAGCACAACCCUAAACGAGGAGCAUAGCCAUAGUGAGAAGCACCCGGUGACGUGGCAGCCGUCCAAAGAUGGGGAUCGCCUAAUAGGGCGUAUUUUGCUCAACAAGCGCAUGAAAGAUGGAAGUGUGCCUCGAGACUCAGGAGCUCUGCUUGGUCUGAAGGUGGUGGGAGGCAAAAUGACAGAAUCUGGUAGACUGUGUGCUUUCAUUACUAAAGUGAGGAAAGGAAGUCUAGCAGAUACUGUUGGACACCUCAGACCAGGUGACCAGGUGCUGGAGUGGAACGGAAAGCUUUUACAAGGAGCCACAUUUAAAGAAGUUUACAAUAUCAUACUAGAAUCCAAGCCGGAGCCGCAGGUGGAGCUGGUGGUCUCACGGCCUAUAGGAGAUAUUCCAAGGAUACCAGACAGCACACAUGCACAACUGGAAUCAAGUUCGAGUUCUUUUGAGUCUCAGAAGAUGGAUCGCCCGUCCAUCUCCGUCACGUCCCCCAUGAGUCCCAGCAUGCUGAGGGACGCCCCCCAGUACUUGUCAGGACAGCUCUCAAGCCAAAGCCUUAGUAGAAGAACAACGCCUUUUCCCCCUAGGGUCCAGGUCAAACUGUGGUAUGACAAAGUGGGCCAUCAGCUAAUCGUCACCAUCCUGGGCGCCAAAGACCUGCCACCCAGGGAAGACGGCCGGCCCAGGAACCCUUACGUCAAAAUCUACUUCCUCCCUGACAGAAGCGACAAAAGCAAGAGGAGAACAAAAACAGUAAAGAAAUCCUUAGAGCCCAAAUGGAACCAGACCUUUAUGUACUCGCCGGUGCACCGGCGGGAGUUUCGGGAACGCAUGUUGGAGAUUACAUUGUGGGACCAAGCCAGGGUGAGGGAGGAGGAGAGCGAAUUCCUGGGAGAGAUCCUAAUAGAGCUGGAGACGGCUCUUCUGGACGAUGAGCCGCACUGGUACAAACUGCAAACGCACGACAUGUCCUCCAUCCCACUCCCACGUGCCUCCCCGAACGCACAGCGCAGGCAGCUCCACGGAGAGAGUCCCACACGGCGGCUGCAGAACAAAGGCUCUUAUUCUUACAACUCAGGAUCCCAGAGGAUAAGUGACAGUGAGAUCUCAGACUACGAUUGUGAAGACGGUGUUGGAGUAAUAACAGACUACCGGUCGAAUGGCAGAGACUUCCAGAGCUCCACGCUGUCCGUCCCUGAGCAGGUCAUGUCGUCGAACCACUGCUCUCGGUCGGCGGAUAUAAACCGGGUGCGGGCUCGCUCCCCCAGCGUUCCCCCACCCUCCAGCAGAAGUCUGGACCCGGCCUUUGACCUUAGGCCUUCUCAGUACAGCUCCUCCCCUAGAGCGGAGCACCACAGUGUGUCUGAAGAUAACUACUCACCGGACAGCCGCAACCACCGUGUGUACCCCAUCUGCCGAGAGGAAGCAGUCAGGUUACUGCGUUCCACUAGGAUGGCCCGCGCCUAUUCGGAGGGUGCCUACUCCUCCGACUAUGACUACGAGAGGAACCAUGGAGCCAUGGAUAGGCACGAGUAUCACACCAGGUCCCGCUCUGCAGACCAGCGGCCCACUAUAGAGCGCCCCACGUCCCGUUCGCGCUCUACCGAACGCCCCCACGACUCUUCGCUCAUGAGGUCCAUGCCGUCUCUGCCAUCUGGGAGGUCUGCCCCUCCCUCACCUGCCUUGACGAGGGCACAUCCUCGUAGUGGAUCAGUCCAGACCAGUCCCACCAGUACCCCCAUGUCCAGUAGACGAGGUCGACAACUCCCACAGCUUCCACCCACAGGAAAGGACAGAAAAGAUGGAGACGAAGGAACAGAUCCUUGUGAAGAAGACACGGACUCACCAAGUUGGACGAACUCAGGUAUGGACAUGGAGGAGAGGACCCGACAGAUGAAACUCAAGAUGAACAAGUACAAGCAGGGGGCCGGCUCGGACUCCAGGCUGGAGCAGGACUACCACAAGCGUUCGGGCCGGGACCCCCGGGGCUCGGACAACUUGUCAGCCAAGUCGUCGGACAGUGACGUGAGCGACGUGUCCGCUGUGUCGAGAACCAGCAGUGCCUCUCGGUUCAGCAGCACGAGCUACAUGUCCGUCCAGUCCGAACGGCCGCAAGGGAACCGCAAGAUCCGUGACUUUGCAUCCAAAAUGAAAAACAGGCAGAUGGGCUCGUCGGGCGGGAUGAACAUGACCAAGAGCACAAGCAUCAGCGGAGACAUGUGCAACCUGGAGAAGACGGACGGCAGCCAGUCGGACACGGCGGUUGGCACGGUAGGCACUGACGACAAGAAGAGGCGCUCCAGCAUUGGUGCCAAAAUGCAGGCCAUGGUUGGCAUGUCGCGCAAGAGCCGGAGCACCUCUCAGCUCAGCCAAACAGAAGCGGGAGGUAAGAAGUUGCGUAGCACUAUCCAGAGGAGUACAGAGACGGGGCUGGCGGUGGAGAUGAGGAGCAGGAUGACUCGGCAGGCCAGCCGGGAGUCCACGGACGGCAGCAUGAACAGCUACAGCUCCGAGGGAAAUCUCAUCUUCCCUGGAGUGAGGCUCUCCUCAGACGCCCAGUUCAGCGACUUCCUCGACGGCCUGGGUCCAGCUCAGCUGGUCGGACGACAGACGUUAGCGACUCCACCGAUGGGCGACAUUCAGAUUGGCAUGGUGGAGAAGAAAGGAGCACUGGAGGUGGAGGUCAUCCGAGCCCGUGGCCUUGUGGGAAAACCAGGUUCCAAGGCACUGCCAGCACCAUAUGUUAAGGUCUACCUUUUGGAAAACGGAGUCUGCAUAGCCAAAAAGAAAACUAAAGUAGCAAGAAAAACUUUGGAUCCUCUAUACCAGCAGCAACUGCCGUUUGAGGAGAGUCCAGGGGGGAAGGUUUUGCAGGUCAUCGUUUGGGGCGACUAUGGACGUAUGGACCAUAAAUCAUUCAUGGGAGCAGUGCAGAUACUGUUAGACGAGCUGGACCUGUCCAACAUGGUGAUUGGCUGGUUCAAGCUCUUUCCUCCUUCCUCACUGGUGGACCCUACUCUGGCCCCACUGACUAGAAGAGCUUCCCAAUCCUCACUGGACAGUUUCUCUCGAUCAUAGCAGCGUGUUGGACUGAUAGCGUUGUUGUAGCAGCCAGUGUUGCGAUUACAGGUCACGCCCCCCGGUUACACUGCAUGCUUGAUGUUGUGUCUUCUGAGCCUGUUUCUAGGGGUGCAAAACGUGGUCCUGUUGUUUUGAGCAAAAACGUUGCGCACAUUGUGCACACGGCGAAGCGUUGUCACGGGCGCCUGGCAGCAGGGAUUGCCGGGUGUUGUUGUUGCUUGGAGGAAACUGGAAUGAACUCCUUAGCACGAGGAAUCCGUCAGUUCCAGGUUUUCAUCCAAUUCGAAGCCAUGGGGGUCAACACUGGGAACCGCUAAACGAGUUCUACAGAAGCCCUUUUCGAAUGAAAAAAAAAAAAAAAAUCAAUGUGUUGCUUUGUUCUUUUAUUUUUUUUUUCAUUUUGUUUCAUUUAUUAUUAUUUUUUUUUUCUUUCUUUAUAUGUCAAUGUACUUGUAUCUGAAGGGGGUGACAGUGUUUCUAACCAGAUGCUUGGUCACGCCACGCCAACAGACCGAGCAGUGUAGGUGGAGUUUUGGAGACCAUCACUUUGCGUGAGGUGUGUCCCGGCUUGUAUCCGCACUCCCUCAAAACCCCAGAAGAAACGCCCUGUAACACUCCAGGUUUAUGUACCGACCAACCCGUACUGGUGAGAAUCACCACUCAGAAGACGUAAUCAGAGGCAAUAUCGAAGUGGCUACCAUCAACGCUCCAAAACAAACAGGUUAACGAUUCAAAACGCGAUGAAAAGAUGUACAAUCUUACCAUCAUUCUUUCUCUGUUGAUAUAUUGUAUGAAAAUUAAAUGAGAAAAAAAAAAUAAUUUAUUUUUUUCUUUUUAGUUCAUUUGCAUGGACACAAAUUUAGCUGAAUUAAAAAAAAUAUAAAAAAGAAAGAAAAUUAUUUUCUUGAGGCUGCAACUUGCAAAAAAAAAAAAAAAGAUGUUGAAAAAGAAACAGAACAGAUCAGCCAUUUUCAACAAUUUAUAUUAUUUUUAAAGAUAAAUUUCACUAGUGCAUGGUUUUCAAGGGGAGUGAAUGCAACAUCGUGAUUGAAAAAAAAAAAAAAGAAGAAGAAAAAGACAUUGUUUAUCAUUCUUUAGACCAUCCAUGAGUCUGUCUUUUGCAGACCUGCAGAUAAGGGAAACUUCAAGGAAACUUUUGGAGUUAUUUAACAGAAAAUGUUUAUGUGACAAAAAGUGAUAAUGAAAAUAAAUGUAAAUUAUUUAUUUCAUUGUAAAAGGCUCACGCCUUAUAAAGAUAAACAUUAUGUGCAAAUUGUACAUGUUUCUCUUUUUCUUCCUUGUCCCAGGGUACUUCUCAUCGUACUACUCAUUGCUACCAUCGUUCAGUCCCCUGAUAACGUCCGGAUUUUAGGACUGUCGGUUCUUUUACAGUUCUGUAUCGUUUCAGUCUGUAUUUUCUUUGGAUUUGAUUUGUUUAACAAGCAUGUUGAAACGGAUUUUCUGCAACAUGGCUUGGGCACACCUUACAGUAACUCAGCAUGUUUUGAUAAAGAUGAUAUUUGGAAUUUUUGCAGUUUCUUGUACAGUGCAUGUCAACUUCAUUACUUUUCUCCCUCACCUUAAAUUGAGCUCUACAGCAAAUUAGUUCUUGGUCUUCCGUGGCCAUUUAUUGAAGUUUUAACAAAACAUUCCACCCCCAAAAGUCAUAUUUUCUUUCAGGUUUUUGAGGAAAAAAAAAAAAAAUGACAAGGAAAAUAUUUUAUAUUUAUUGAAGGCUGGCGAAAACGUUGUGAUCGCAAGUGUAUUUUAUUUCAGUAUUGUUGACGAACAUGCAAAAAUAAUCUGUACUGGUACAGUAAGGGGUCUAUACCUAAUCAAGAGGCAGCAACCGUGCAAGAGAAGUGUGUUGCUGUGGUUCAAUUCUGCAGGCACUGUAUGUGAAGAUGAGCUAAUCACAAGUUCAAAUAAUAAGGGAUAUUGCCACAGAAAAUGUUUUUUUUUUUUCUUGUUUUAAUGAAAAUGAAAUUAAUUUACUAUAUUUUUGUUAGUUUUAUUUAAAAGCCAAGACCAGUUUAUUUUUUAUUUUCUAUUUUUACUAAUUAUUAAUACUUCUCAUGUCUGGGAGGUAUAUGAAUCUUAUAGUUGCAGUAUGUCUGAAUGAAACUGAACUGAGGCAUUGUUCCUUUUCCACUUUGAAGAUGAUGCAUUUUAACGCCCAAGAAAAACUUUGUUGCUGUAACAAA